Engraulis encrasicolus (European anchovy) is the source of this 516-nucleotide messenger RNA. It is a transcript of the gene grifin, whose product is annotated as galectin-related inter-fiber protein. The record is from RefSeq and is a predicted model, not a curated record. NCBI's taxonomy places the organism in Eukaryota, Metazoa, Chordata, Actinopteri, Clupeiformes, Engraulidae. The transcript has 5 exons. Bases 1 to 516 code for a protein of 171 amino acids. Gene Ontology annotation, molecular function: carbohydrate binding.
AUGACAUUCCCCUGCCAAAACAGCGACCAGCCGGAGCCCCUGACCAACGCAAGCCAGACCCCUGCAAGACCCUGCAAGCACAAUGACAUUGCGGAUGCCAGAGCUACUUUUGAGGCUUCCUGUCCUGAUGGCCUGUGUCCAGGCUGGAGCAUCAUCCUCAAAGGAGAGGCGCCCUCGGAGGCAAACGAGUUCGAAAUCAACUUCCUGUGUGAGGAGGAUGACCGGAUAGCCUUCCACUUCAACCCGCGCUUCACAGAGUCGGACAUCGUCUGCAACUCCUUCAUGGCCAACCACUGGGGACAGGAAGAGACGUGCUGCAACUUCCCUUUUGGGGCCGAGGAACCUUUCCAGAUCGAGAUUUACUCAGACAGCGAGAACUUCCACGUCAACAUUGACGAGACGAAGAUCAUGCAGUUCAAGCACCGUGUGGAAGACCUGAAGACCAUCACGAAGGUCCAGGUGGUCAACGACGUUAACAUCUCCUCAUUAGAGAUCACCAAGAAGCACUUUUACUGA